GCCACAGGAAGCUCGGACGACAGGCUGCGAUGCCGGGCACUUCCGACAUUGCCCGCGCUGAAUGACUAAAGAUGCGGUCAUGAUUGGCUGUGGUCUGUCGUCAGCCCCACGUUCUCCAGCCCCAAUGUGGCUCCUUUGACUGAUGAUGUAGGCUUGGCGGAGGUCAUUGAGUGACGAAAAGAGCCUUGUUCGUGGCCGGUUGCUCAAAAAAUUCCGGCACGCAGCGGCAAAGAGAGGCGUUGAGCCAACUUUUUUUUUUACUAACGGCUCAUCCUGUUUUUCUUCUCCCUCUUUUCUUCCUCGUCUACCUUUUGCGCCUUUGACUCCUGUUCACCAACUUAAUUGUCUAAUAGCCACCACAACUACCUACCUCACAUCAACCCCAUAAAUCUAUCAAAAUGCCUGUCGGAGCCGGUGAUUCCAAGAAGGGUGCCAACCUCUUCAAGACCCGUUGCGCUCAGUGCCACACCCUUGAGGCUGGCGGCGGCAACAAGAUCGGUCCUGCGCUCCACGGCCUUUUCGGACGCAAGUCUGGUACCGUUGAGGGCUACGCCUACACCGAUGCCAACAAGCAGAAGGGUGUUGUCUGGGAUGACCAGACCCUCUUCGACUACCUCGAGAACCCCAAGAAGUACAUCCCCGGCACCAAGAUGGCUUUCGGUGGUCUCAAGAAGGACAAGGACAGAAAUGACCUCAUCACUUUCCUCAAGGAGUCUACCGCUUAAGUAAUAGAUCUAGAGACUUACUUUUCGGCGUAAAAGUUUGCUUUUUUUCUAUUUUCCUUGGCUGGGUUGUAAUAAUAGAGAGCGAAAGAGACACCAGGGGGAGUCUUUGCUCUUAGAUUUUUUUCUUGCAUUAGAUCAAGGGUUCGGGCGGCGUUGAUGAUGAGCAACUGCGUCCUUUUCAAACCACAACUCCCUACACCACCUCUGGACGGAUCCGACGAGGACACACGUUGGGUUCUUUCCGAUAUACCUCUCUGUACCAUAGCACACAGUAGUAGAUCUGCUUUACUACACCUAGAUGAUCGAUGAUGACGAUGGGGUUGCCUGACUGCGGCAACCGGACCUGAAUGAAAUGAUUCCCCUCUG
Molecule: messenger RNA, 1091 nt
Organism: Podospora pseudopauciseta
Lineage: Eukaryota; Fungi; Ascomycota; Sordariomycetes; Sordariales; Podosporaceae
Gene: CYC1
Product: iso-1-cytochrome c
Exons: 4
Coding region: 399-725 (108 amino acids)
Biological process (GO): mitochondrial electron transport, ubiquinol to cytochrome c; mitochondrial electron transport, cytochrome c to oxygen
Cellular component (GO): mitochondrial intermembrane space
Molecular function (GO): heme binding; electron transfer activity
Source: RefSeq, a predicted model, not a curated record